Messenger RNA from Daucus carota subsp. sativus, 1919 nucleotides. Its product is annotated as probable inactive receptor kinase RLK902. The coding region runs from base 828 to 1832 and encodes 334 amino acids. The record is from RefSeq and is a predicted model, not a curated record. Gene Ontology annotation, molecular function: ATP binding; protein kinase activity. NCBI's taxonomy places the organism in Eukaryota, Viridiplantae, Streptophyta, Magnoliopsida, Apiales, Apiaceae. The transcript has 2 exons. Gene Ontology annotation, biological process: protein phosphorylation.
UGAAGCCGGUUGAGAAGUGAUAUGUUCAUGCACAUCUUAAGAACUGUUGUUACUCGGCAUGCAACUAAUCUGACUUGUGACAAACUAACAACGGCGAUCUUUUGUGAUAUCCAGAGUCGAGAAGGCUGAGAAUGAAUAAUGCUGACACGUAGUCAGUCCCGCACUGGAUCCGGAUAGUGGGGUUCCGGAUUGUUUUAAUCCGGGACCCUAACUUGAAAACCUAGCUCCGCCGCUGCCAGUGCGUGGUCAUUUAUUAUAGAGUAGCUCGUUAAGCUAACGUGAACUUUUCUAAUGUCUGAUCAGGCAUGGCCUCAGAAUUUAUCUUUGGUUUGAACCAGUUGUCAAAGACUUGAAGACAACAUGUCAACAUAUGCUAAAUUUGUAAGCUUCUGGAGGGGUAAGGACGUAAUAAAGUUCCUUCAUAUGUUCAAGUUGGAAAUAUCUCAGACUUUUUACUGUCUCAAUUAUGUAGAUUACACAAGUGAGUCUAAAAACAAGCAUCAUUUACUUCUAGAUUUUUUGAUCAGAGGUCCUGAUUUUCUUGAAAUGUACACAUUUCACCUUGAAAAGAUAUUCUGCAUAUCUGCAUAUCAGGAUGUGAUGAUGCAGUGAAUAUUAUCUGACAGGAUCAAAACAAUUAUAAGUAAUUUAAAAGACCCAAAUUUUGGAUCUUCUGGGAUCAUUGUUUUUAUCAAUUUUGUUCCCCCACCAUAUAUUAUUUUUCGAUGAGAACUAGGUCUCUGGAGAAUCAGACCAAUGAAUGACCAGAUGGUAGCCAACAUAUACUCCACCCCUCGCUACCUUCAUACGUCCAUCACCUAAAGAAAAUGCUCUCGAGAGCCUUCACAACCCCUCGAAAGAGCUUUAGGUAUGGCGAAACCAGCUGCAGAUCAGCCUCGAUCCAUGAGUACGAGGACUGCAUUAUUGGUUUCAUGGAUGAUCCCCCACUCAAGAAUUGCAAUGAUGUCCCUGGUGCAAUCCACUUGACCCUCAGAGAGGUGUUGAGGGGUUCGGUUGGAGUUGUUGGACAGAGCCGUCUAGGCAUGAUUGAGAAAGUAGUGCUGCUUGGAGGUCAAGUCUGUUCUCUUAAGAGGUUCAGGGAAGUUAGUGUCAAGAGAAUUGAGUUCGGGAGAAGAAUUCAGCGGCUAGCAGAGAUUAGCAAGCAGUGUAAGUAUUUGGUGCCUGUCACUUCCUAUCUUUACACGAGGAGAAUCAAGUUUGUUGUUUCUCAUUACUUUCCUAUGGGAAGCCUCGCGGAUCUGCUUGCUGGUGCCAGAGAACUAGGUCACACUGCUCUAGAUUGGAAGCAACGCCUUAAGAUCGUUUUUCACAUGGCACGAGCCAUUGCUUUCAUACACGGACAAUCUCCAUCCCAAGAGAAGCACUUGAUCUUAAAUGUCCAUGGUAACAUCAAGUCCUCCAAUGUCAUGAUCAAUUGUGAUUUUGAUGCCAGCAUUUCGGAUUAUGGCUUUGUCCAACUAGCUGAAAGAGUAAAAGUUUCCGACAUCUGUCAAGUGAAGCCUCCUCUGGAUUCACAGCCGAGGUUAUACAUUGACUCUUUCUCCCAGAAAUGUGACAUUUACAACUUUGGGAUUAUCCUGUUGGACUUGCUAGCAGGGCAUACAUCAAGCGAGUCAAAAAAUGAGAUCAUAGAGAAGAAAGAAGAAAUCAAGAAUGGCAAAUGCCAGUUUUUUGAGUUUCCGACAACAGGGAAAGCCAGAAAGCAAGCCCUGAAGGUUCUGGAUAUCGCUCUGGCAUGUACAAAUAAUUCCCCGGACGCCAGGCCUUCCAUGGAGCAAAUAUUGUUAUAUCUAGGAGACAUAAUCAAGUAAAAUUCUAGUUAGCUAGAAAUUGUAUCUUCAUUAUAUAUUAUUUGUACUAUAUGCGUGAGGAAAUAAUAAAUUCUGUGUUUUCAGAAA